GGCCCCGUAGGGGAAGGCCCUUCCCGCAGCCUCUGGGGAACGGAACUUCCGCUUGGAGCUGAGAGCAGCAGGCUCCCAGCUCCCGGCCCUGCUGCUGCCCAGUUGUGCAGAAUCACAGGACACCAGGUCCCCAGGAGGCAGCUGAGACAGUGAGGUGAUGAAGAUCCUGUGGGGCGGUGUCCUGGCGCUGCUGCCGCUGCUGCUCCUGAGUCUACUUGGUGUCUCCUGGGCCGAGAGCAGCUGCAGUGGGUACCCAGCCAUCCCUGGCAUCCCAGGAAUCCCUGGGGCACCUGGCUCCGACGGCAAUCCUGGGACCCCAGGGAUAAAGGGAGAGAAAGGGCUGCCAGGGUUAGCUGGAGACCAUGGUGAAUUCGGAGAGAAGGGGGAUCCAGGGAUCCCUGGAAAUCCAGGAAAAGUUGGCCCCAAGGGCCCCAUCGGCCCCAAAGGUUCUCCAGGACCCCCUGGAGCCCGUGGCCCCAAGGGUGAAUCAGGAGACUACAGGGCCACGCAGAAAAUAGCCUUCUCUGUCCUGCGGAACAUCCACACUCCCCUGCGUCGGGAUCAGGUCAUCCGCUUCGACCAAGUGAUCACCAAUGAGAACCACAAUUACGAGCCUCGCAACGGCAAGUUCACCUGCAGGGUGCCCGGCCUCUACUACUUCACCUACCAUGCCAGCUCACGCGGGAACCUGUGUGUGAACCUCGUCCGGGGCCGGGAACGCGUGCAGAAGGUGGUCACCUUCUGCGACUACGUCCAUAACACCUUCCAGGUCACCACGGGCAGCGUGGUCCUCAAGCUGGACCAGGGGGAGAAUGUGUUCCUGCAGGCCACUGACAAGAACUCCCUGGUGGGCAUAGAGGGUGCCAACAGCAUCUUCUCCGGGUUCCUGCUCUUCCCGGAUAUAGAGGUGUGACCUGGUGGGGCUGAUUCACACCCACUCCCCUGCCAGUAACACUCACUUCUCCCCAACACCCAACACCCUACCCCUAGCCAAAGCACACAGCAGGCCUCUAUGAAUGUUGCUGAAGAAAUGAUUAAAUAAACUCUUUAAGGAC
Trichechus manatus latirostris (Florida manatee) is the source of this 1055-nucleotide messenger RNA. RefSeq names its product complement C1q B chain (gene C1QB). Gene Ontology annotation, molecular function: protein binding. NCBI's taxonomy places the organism in Eukaryota, Metazoa, Chordata, Mammalia, Sirenia, Trichechidae. The coding region runs from base 158 to 913 and encodes 251 amino acids. The transcript has 3 exons. The record is from RefSeq and is a predicted model, not a curated record.